ACAGUGCGGGGUGGUCAGAGUCGUGCGGUGCGCGUGGCGUGGUCCUCUGCGGGUCAAAGGUCAUUUAGUAGCGAGUGACCCACGCAGGCCCUCGGGGUCAGUCGGUGGUCGGUUGGGAAACGCUCGUGUCGCGCCGCGAGGGCAGUUUGGCAGUGAGCGGUGGGGCUUAGCCGGCGCGGCCGGCCAGUCGGUCGGCUGGUGUGUUCAAUUGUUCAUAGUGCAGACUGCAGAGUGCUUUAAAAGUGACUGAUGCAGUGACACCGCUGGUGCAGGUACCAGUCACAAAUGACCUGCCGGUAAUUCGCCACCGGUAACCCGCGGGAAGCAGCCGGUAACCAGUCGGUUUCCUGACCAGUAAACCGCUGUAGAGUGGCAACCCUGUUGUAAUUUUGUGAACUACUCUUCUGAAAUGCCGGACGUGUUCGAGCACCAGCCGUUCAUACCCCAGGACCUGGUGGACGAGGGUCCGUCGCGGCCACACCGACGGCUCUUCAUCGGUAUCGGCGCGGUACUGGUCGUCUCUGCCAUCGUCAUUGCCUGCGUGAUCCUGCUGACCCGCGAGGGCCCGGUGGUGGAGGCGCGCGCAGGCCCCUCGGUCACACGGCCGCUGCCCCUCACCAACGGCUCUGUGAUCACGCUGAAUGAGGUGCUGACCAUGCGCUACACGGCCGACUCCUUCGCCGGGGAGUGGAUCAGCGAUGACGAGAACAUUGAUGAUUCAGACGAAGGUCUGUUCAUAUUUAAUGUCAAGACCAAAGUCCGGACAAUAUUGAUACCACGCGCGCAAUGGAGUAAGCUGGCUUCCCACCGACGAUCAUUGUCCGACAGCCGUCAGUACGUGCUGUGUCCUCAUAGUGCCAAACAGAUUUAUCGGUACACCCGGCUAUCGUUAUAUGAUAUCUACGAUGUUAAAAAUAACCGUGUCAUACCCCUCACUCUGGGGCCAGACGCGCCCCGGCGGCGGCUUCAGUAUGCCACCUGGGUGCCUGGACGGGACAGCAUCGUCUUCGUCUUCGAGAACAACAUCUACAUCCGGCCACUCAUCACCAGUCCUGAGGUGGUGAAGGUCACCAGCACCGGCAUCAACAACGUCGUCUACAACGGCAUUCCCGACUGGGUGUACGAAGAGGAGGUGAUUGGCGAGGACAACACGAUCUGGUUCAGCGAGGACGGCAAGAUGAUGGCCUACGCCUCCUUCAACGACACCAAUGUGGACAUCAUGCCGCUGCAGCUGUACGGAGAGGCCGGCAAACUCGAGUACCAGUACCCCAUCACUAUUCCGCUGAGAUACCCCAAGCCUGGUCGUGAUAACCCCACUGUAGCUGUGUAUAUCGUGGAUCUGGACAGAGCCAUAGCCAAGAAACCGGCGGUCAAGCUGGUGCCUCCGCCAGCAGAAUUCAGCGCUAAAGAGCACUACCUGACGCGGGCCGCGUGGGCUGACAACGCGUCACUGGCACUGACGUGGAUGAACCGACAUCAGAACCAUACCAUCAUGACGCUGUUCACGGCCGCUACGUCACAGAUGAGCACGAUUCUAGACCAGCCGAGCCCGGACAACGCGUGGUGCGACAUCGAAGAGGUUCCCAUCUGGAGCAAGGACGGUUCCUCGUUCAUCACCCUGCUGCCCAAGCUGGAGGGCAGCGCCGGUCACUACAAACACAUCCACACGGUGUGGCGUAACGGCCUAGCGCGGGUCCCCAUCACCUCGGGACGGAUGACCGUGACCGAGAUCCUGCACUGGGAUCAGGAUAAUAACCUCAUCUACUUCAAGGCCGCCCCGGAGGAGGAGGCGUCUCAGCGCCACCUGUACACCGUCACCGAUAUCAAGGCCGCCACCUCCGGAAUCAUCACCUGCAUCACGUGCAAUGCCACGGCACCGGGCGGUCAGCCGUGCGCCAAAAACUCCUUCGACUUUAGUACGGGAGGAUCGCACUACGUUUGGACGUGCCAGGGACCGAGCACUGUGCCGCGGGUCAGCCUCCGACACACGGAGAAUCACCAGGAGCUGAUGCUGAUCGCUGAUAACAAGGCGCUCAGCAGGGACCUGGCUGGGAAGGUGCUGCCGCAGGAGAUGAGGCUGAUGCUGGAUGUGGCGGACGGCUUCAAGGCCCGCGUCAGGAUGAAGCUGCCGCCCGGACUCAAGGAGGACUCCAGCAGAAAGUACCCCAUGCUCGUCUACACGUACGGCGGCCCCAACAGUCAGGUGAUUGGUGACGGCUGGGGCGUGGCCUGGGACGACCACCUGGUCACCGAACGGGACAUCAUCUACGUCACCAUUGACGGGCGCGGCUCGGGCUACCGGGGUGACCGACUGCUGCAUUCCAUCUACUACAAAAUGGGCAUGGUCGAGGUGGAGGAUCAGAUCGCUGUGGCCAAGAAGCUGACGGCGCUGUACGACUUUAUCGACGCCAACCGGACUGCCAUCUGGGGCUGGUCGUACGGCGGCUACGUGACGGCCAGAGUGAUGGCCACAGAUACCCAGCAGGUGUUCAAGUGCGGCAUCUCGGUGGCGCCCGUCACCAACUGGAUCUACUACGAUACCAUCUACACCGAGCGCUACAUGGGCCUGCCGACGGCGGACGACAACGCUCGCGGCUACGCGGCCGGUGACGUGUCUGGAACGGUGGACAACUUCCGCAACAAGCAGUACCUGCUGAUUCACGGCACGGCCGACGACAACGUGCACUACCAGCAGUCGAUGAUGCUGUCCCGCUCGCUGGAGCAGGCCGACAUCAUGUUCAGGCAGCAGACGUACCCGGACGAGAACCACGGUCUGGGCGGCAUCCGUCGCCACCACUACCACACCAUGGAGCGGUUCCUGGAGGACUGUUUCCGCCUACCUCGGCUGCCGUUCAGCCCACCGCCCGCCUUCCCCGGCCGCCGCCGGCGCGCGUAGGAAUUAGGAAGAUCACGCAAUCACCACCGCCUCUGCUGUCCGAGCAGGGGAGUCUUCAACGUUCAUCAGGCUUAGAAAGAAGGAGCGAGGGCGACUGAAUGUCUUUACACCGAUCCUACAAAGCCCGGUACAGCUGCUACUCUGAGGUUGAAUAAAGCCGAGUGUUGUCUCAGUGCAGGCUGGUUCGCCCUACUGACCCACCAACCGGAGCGGCGCAAAUGGUACUACGGAGGGGUGAAUGGCUCUAGGACACUGGUGUUACGGUGAUUUUUGUCAGCCGGCAUACCUAUAAAGCAGUGCUGUCUGAAGGUGGUUGGCAGGCAGCUGGCAGCGGCUUGUCGUGAAUUGAGCUUCGGGAAAAGACUGGAUGACGUAACGAGCAGCUGACGAGCUAAACAAAAAGUAGGAACGUGUCGGUGGAUCCCGUAUUUUGGAGAUUUUACUGCGUGAGCUGAGAGCUCUCCCCGUGGUGCUACCCGGCGCACUAUGAAUGAAUCUCCCCGUGAAUGCCAAUUAUCAGACAAUUCGUGAUGGUCUGAGAACCCGGCGAUGUGUGUAUCAUUAUAUUUGGCGUUAGUGGAGGUGGUGACUAUGUAAGAAGUAAGCCAGUUUUGUGAGAACAUCUUUCAUAGGGCAGUGUUAACAUCAGUCAUUGAUUUGUGCCCUAGCGUUAGCGGUAAAAAGGCGAUAGCCGACGGUUUGUCAAUCACGUUUAUUUGCUCUUAAGAAUCUCUACAAUCUACAUAAUGGUGUACCCGAACUAGACUGACUAGCGUUCCGACCUGCAUUCCACAUAUGUGCGGAUGGCCAGUGUUUUGAUCCGCAUGGAAAACCCUUGUUAGCCCACUGAGUGUGACAAUGGAAUCAUCCCGCGUCUUGCCGUACAUAAUACGGCGGCCUCCUGUUGGCCAAUCGGUGUGUUCAGUAUCAUUGAGCGAACGGCCGCAGGUCUCCAUAGAAACCGUGAUUUGUGUUCCCUGGUUGACACACUGAUGAUGUAUCUGAGACCGCCACUGCGUCUCUGCGUGAGAUUGUCGUGGGGUCUCCGUGGAACUCCCAAGUGGUCGGCGUUUAGCUGUAGGCUUGUGACUGAUCUGUAAGCGAAUAUGCCAUGUUAUAGAGCGACUCUGUCAACAGACAGGCGCAGUGGGACGCGCCACGGCCGCCGCCCAAGUGUAUGUACGCUCGGCGGAGUAUCGGGAGUAUUUUGGAAUGUUGUGCUGGUGUGCGGUGUGUGUGACUGAUAUGUAAUGUGACGUGUCGCGCGCUCAAUAUGAAAACCAUCCGCCA
This is a messenger RNA of Amphibalanus amphitrite, 4186 nucleotides long. Its product is annotated as venom dipeptidyl peptidase 4-like. The transcript is spliced from 16 exons. Gene Ontology annotation, biological process: proteolysis. Gene Ontology annotation, molecular function: dipeptidyl-peptidase activity; serine-type peptidase activity. The coding region runs from base 410 to 2896 and encodes 828 amino acids. The record is from RefSeq and is a predicted model, not a curated record. Lineage: Eukaryota; Metazoa; Arthropoda; Thecostraca; Balanomorpha; Balanidae.